AUAAGAAAAGAUUAGAUGACCAUCGCCCUCCCUUUGUUUUUGCUGGUACACAAACAUUUCUGUCAGUCUAUUUGUCUGUCUGCCAAGCUCCCUGUCUAUCUGUCUAGCUCUCUGUCUCAGAGAGAGCCACAAGACUGUGUCAUCAUCACGUUUACUCACAUCUUUAAGCUGAGUUUGGCACUUUGUCUGGAUUUUUUGGGUUAUCCUAGGAGUUUCCCAGAACAUUUUCGAGAAGAAACAAUGUUCACAGGGGGACUGCAAGCUACUAAGCUAAAAGAAGAAUUUCGUGAACACUUCCGCAACAUUAGUCGCAUUAUGGAUUGUGUUGGAUGCGACAAGUGUCGAUUGUGGGGCAAGUUGCAGGUUACUGGUUUGGGAACGGCUCUGAAGAUCCUAUUCUCGGGUAACUUUGAUCAGCCUUUGGACCAGCAAUUAAAUUUGUCAGCAGUGAAACAAACCAAGUUUCAACUGUCACGAGGAGAAAUUGUUUCUCUUUUCAAUGCGUUUGGAAGGUUGUCUCGCAGCGUCAUGGAAUUGGACAAUUUUCGCCAGGAAAUCCUAAGAUAAUACUGUAAUGUCAAUAAUCUUUCACUGAAAAUUUUCUGUGAUAUUUGUUAUAUUAAUGUUUGUACUAUGUUACAAAAAUAGUGUUAAUAUAGUUUUCCAAAUACUGUGUGCAGUACUGUACGUGAAAUUGUACAUUGUUGCUCUCGCUGUUUAAAUAAGGAGUGGGUCUGCUACUGCAACUUAAGAGCUAGAGAAUGAAGACCUUUUACGAUGUUGAAUGUUACACGUAUUAAUUUAAAUACAGUAAAUCUUCUAAUUAACAUAUUAAUAGGGGAUAAAUGUUAUUGCCAAUUGUUCGUACAUUUCAUAUCAUAAAAUAUACUUUUCAUGAUUGUAACAUUAUUGGACAAGGUUCAGAAUCGGCAGACUUGCUCUGUUAAUUCAGAAGACUGCCGGACACUAAAAAUAUCGUAAUUUGUAAGACGGUACAUUGCUGUACAAAAGUUGUAAAUAAAACAUUGAAAGUACAAUGGUACUGUCAUGUACAGUAGAGGACAGUACAGUAUACUAGUUUUACAGUAAUUUUGUGGUGGAAAGAUGAGGUGCCAUGUUCGAUAGUGGUGACUCAGAAUAACUUUUUUUUCUAAGUCGUAGCAUUAUUAUUAUAAUCAAAAAGAAGCGCUGAGCCACAAGGGCUAUACAGCACUAAGUCAGAGCAGUUAAUUAAAUUGUAGACGACUGAGAAAGAGGGCCAACAUCUACAAUAAACUUAAGAGUAUUGUCUAUAAUUUUGUACUUGCUUUUAUGGAUAUCAGACACUAUUUCUUAAGACCAUAUUCCUGACAUGCCAGUGCCACUAAGACAAGACUCGAUCUUCCUUAUUAGUUCAACUCUGCUUAACAUCGAUAUUCACAGGUUUCCUCUUGACACCACUUGCUAUAGAAGACAUUGUUAAUUGCACUUUAAUAUGUUAGUAUUUACACAUGGCACUGAAUCCAGGGGAAAUAAUAGGACACUGAAUGACGUGUAUCUGUGAGCAAGUACAGGCAAUUAACUGAUGCAGGAAGUCUAUAGCUCUGUGAACAAGGGAAACAGACAGGUCCUAUAUGAGGAGACACUGGCCAAUUUUGGAAUUAUCAGAUUUGAUCUGUUGAUAAUAUCUAGAAGUCUUUUUGAAUCAACACUAUCAAUACAGACAAAAUCCAGAAUCUGUGGGCUUUUUUCCACUUCGUCUUAUGAGUCCAACAUUUGUCUGGCUAAUUUUUUUUUUUUUUUUUUUUUUUGGUUUUCUAUAUCCAUUAAAUUGGGAUAUGUUAAUUAGAGGUUUUACUGUACUUUUAAUCGAUAAUUUAUUUUCUGUUUUGUGUGUCACUGUCAAGGUUUCUGGGGUGAAAAAUGGUUAAUGACAUGACAUUCAAUGCCAUCAAUAAACUUGGUAGGUAUCACCAUGGAGCAAUUGUUUGGUAACUAUAUUUAUAGUUUUUCCAUGGAUAUAAUUUUUUUUUUUUUUGGCCUAUUUGUUACUGUGAUUUUUUAAUUUGUUAAAGAAGAGUGAAUUUAGUAUUUUACAUAUUUAUGAUAUUGUAAUUUUGUUUUGUUAAUGAUCUCAGUAUUGAGCCUGACAAGUUUGAUCCAUAGGGUGUUGGUAUUGUGUGAAAUGUUAUUUACAAUAACAUUUGGUUGAGAAAAAAUUGUGGUACAGGGAUAUGAAUAUUUAGCCUACCUGGCUAAAUUAGGAUUUAGGUGGUACAGUACUGUAUUCACCAAUGCAUGAGCACCAAAUUGUAUUCUACUUUUAUCUUGAUAAAAAAAAAUUGAUAGGAUUAAGAUACACUAUUAAAGCACUGCUAUGCCUUUGGAAUCUAGGGUAAAAAUGCAUCUGCAGCAGAACUUAACAACCAUGCCAAGCUUGUUAGUACAGUAUUACCAUACAGGAAUACGUAAUUACGAUAUGUUGUUGCUAGGAAAUUGCACUAUAAAGGUGUUUGUUUUUAUUUACAGUACAACAGAAUACUUAUAAACUACUAUAGUCACAAAUUAUUAAAUAAAGAAAUUGAUGUAUACAUUGCAUCUAUAAAGA
Cherax quadricarinatus is the source of this 2587-nucleotide messenger RNA. The record is from RefSeq and is a predicted model, not a curated record. Lineage: Eukaryota; Metazoa; Arthropoda; Malacostraca; Decapoda; Parastacidae.